GGCUUUUGGCAGUGAUAUUUCCCUGCCAUCAUUUGCCCAUGCAGCUUUCAAUGAAUAUUGUAUGUGGUCUCUGGGUUUUGGUGCUGAUCAUUUGAAUCGGCGGCUUGCAGAGCAGGGGGCUGUUUUUUUUUUGUUUUUUUUUUUGCUGGAUGAGCGCACCAGAUGAUGGAAUUUCUCCCAGAGUCCGCAGCCGCUCGCCCCGAACCGUCUCCUUCCGAAAUGAGAUAAGAGCUCGGAGAAUCCAGCGAGGAAGAUGUUCUGCGCCAAGCUGAAAGAGCUGAAGAUCUCCGGAGAGUGUCCGUUCUCCGGCAGCGCCAAAAAUAAUGAGCUGGGAGACUUUGAGGAGCGCGCAACUGACGCCGCGGAUUUAUUGCCUAUUUCAAAGGACGUGCAUGGAAAAACAGGCGAGGAUCUGCCUCGACAGAAGACGAGCAGAGCCAAAGUUAACCUGCAUACACUUGGGGAGAGCAUCCAGAAAUUGGCAUGCCCAGAGUUUCAAAGGCUGCACACUGCCCUCCAACGAAUGGUGACACUAUCAGAUCACAGCAGGGACUCUGAAAGUCCAGUGUUUUGCUGUCCACACUAUGGGAGUUGCAGAGAUGAGCCAGAGCAUUUACUGGAGAUGAUGAACAUUUACUCGAGCAAAACAGCAAUCCCGAUGGAAGCUUUGCAAGUGGCUCUUGGCGAGGAGCUCUUCAAUAUGUGUUAUGAGGAGGACAGACACAUUUUAAGGGUGGUGGGGGGAGCUCUCCACGACUUCCUCAACAGCUUCAACGUCUUGUUGAAACAGAGCAGCAUGCAGCCCAACCCGGACAGAGGAGGUUGUGUAAACGAACCUUCGGUGCUGUGCUUAGACAAGGAUCCGGGUCUGCUUACUGUCUAUUUCUUCAACCCCGGCCCGACCACUGAGCUCUUUUUCCCCGGAGUCAUCAAAGCUGCUGCCCGUCUGCUCUAUCACACCACUGUGGAUGUGCUGAAGGACCCCCACACUGCUAAAGACAGCAUCUUGCAGUCCAGCCCGCAGCCAUAUCUUCUGUACACAGUUGUAGUUAAGGAUGCUAAAAAUCUGAGCCCCAGUCCGCUGCGGGCGACCUCAGCUGGGACCCUUCCUACCUCUCUCUUCUCCACUGUGUUCCCUUUCCAUCUGAUCCUGGACCAGGACCUGGUUCUGGUACAAAUCGGACACGCGCUCAGAAAGAGACUGACCAGGAAGGACGGACUGAGACGGUCUGCUACCUUCCAGGAACACUUCUCCAUCGUCACCCCCCAGAUCAAAUGUACCUUUCAGGGCAUUCUGACCAUGCUAAACGCACAGUUUAUCAUUCGGAUCAAACAUGGAGUCUCCACCACAGAUAAUACAGGGAAGCUCAUGGACCUUAAAGGUCAGAUGAUUUACGUUUCAGAGUCAAACGCCAUCUUGUUCUUGGGCUCUCCAUGUGUGGACAAGUUGGAGGAGCUAACGGGCCGUGGCCUCUACCUGUCAGACAUCCCCAUUCAUAACGCACUGCGUGACGUCGUCCUGGUGGGCGAACAGGCCAAGGCCCAGGACGGCUUGAAGAAGCGGCUGGGGAAGGCCAAGGCAGCCUUGGAGCAUGCUCACCAAGCCCUGGAGGAGGAGAAGAAGAAGACAGUGGACCUCCUGUUCUCCAUCUUCCCGGGCACCGUGGCCCAGCAGCUGUGGCAGGGAGAGACGGUCCAAGCCAAGAAGUUUGACCGAGUCACGAUGCUCUUCUCCGACAUUGUGGGCUUCACGGCUGUUUGCUCGAUCUGUACGCCGAUGCAAGUGAUCACGAUGCUCAAUGAGCUGUACACCAGGUUUGACCACCACUGUGGAGAGCUUGAUGUUUAUAAGGUGGAGACCAUUGGUGAUGCGUAUUGUGUAGCUGGUGGCUUACACAAGGAGAGUGAUACUCACGCUGUCCAAAUUGCACUCAUGGCUUUAAAGAUGAUGGAGCUUUCAGACGAAGUUAUGACACCGACAGGAGACCCAAUACAGAUGCGUAUCGGCCUCCACAGUGGAUCAGUGCUGGCUGGUGUAGUUGGGGUGAGGAUGCCACGCUACUGCCUUUUUGGGAACAAUGUCACGUUGGCUAACAAGUUUGAAUCAUGCAGCCAGCCUGGAAAAAUCAACAUCAGCCCGACAACCCACAGAUUGCUGAAGGGUCGCCCAGAGUUUGUCUUUGUUCCCAGGAGCAGAGAGGAGCUUCCGGCCAACUUCCCAGAAGAUAUCCCUGGUGUUUGUUACUUUUUGGAAGCGUCUUACAAAACUUCAAGACUGACUAUUAAAUGAAGUUCGACUGACGCAGAACCCUCCAAAGAAAACAACAAAAAAGAAAACAGUAGCUAUGAAGAGAUGUAAAUGUAUCUAGUGAAUACAGUGCAACUACCUUGUAUAUUUUGAUUUGGGUUGUUUUGACAUUGAUGAUAUUGUCCGCCAGUCAAGCUCUUGCAGCUGCUUAAUUACAGAGAUGUCAGCUUGCUGUCAAACACGAGUGUCGUCUCCGUGCAAUUAUCCAUUUGUAUGGUUGCAGUAGAGAGGAACUCAUUUCAUCUUUCUUCCAGAAUAAGUCAUCUCUGCAAACUGAGCAGCUUUCAUUCGUAGCUCCCACCAGAGACAUAGAUGUACUGUCAGUAAAAGACUUUUGGACUGUUUUGUUCUUUUUGACAUUUAAGAGGUGCAAAGUAUUAAUAAAACAUGCGGUAAAUGUGGCUAAAAAGCACACAAAACAAGCAAAUAUAUACACUAAGGUUCAAAAGUUUGGGAUCACUUAGACAUUAUUAUUUUUGAAAGAAAAGCAUUUUUUCCCAAUAAAGAUAACAUUAAAUUCAUCAGAAAUACAGUAUAGAUAGGUAGAUAGAUCUGUAUUAAUCCCAAGGGAAAUUUAAAGGCAGUCUAGACAUUGUUAAUGUGGUAAAUGACUAUUUUAGCUGGAAAUGACUGAUUUUUAAUGGAAUAUCUCCAUAGGGGUACAGAGGAACAUUUCCAGCAACCAUCACUCCUGUGUUCUAAUGCUACAUUGUGUUAGCUAACGGUGUUGAAAGGCUCAUUGAUGAUCAGAAAACCCUUGUGCAGUUAUGUUAGCACAUGAAUAAAAGUGUGAGUUUUCAUGGAAAAUAUGAAAUUGUCUGGAUGACCCCAAACUUUUGAACAGUUGUGUAAUCUUGCAAAAUGUAGAUACUGUAUGUUACAGAAAUCUUUUUUGGAUGUGAAGUUGCUAAACAGAUUUAUGGACCGUAAAUAUCUGAUCGGUCCAUUUAUAACUGGUCAGACGAGGUACCUGAUAAGUACUGAUGGUACAUCAGCUGAAAUGGAAUUGGCUUUUUGUGUUUUAGGGAAGAAUUUCAUGACAAAUGAUGACAUCAAAAUAUAUUUUAACAUUUAGGAUUCAACCUCUAAUCAAAUGAAGCAACGCGGAGCAGAUUCAGGUGCCUUAUGGGGACUAUACGGACAGGGUCAUAGAUGUCAGCUUUCAAACAAAAUGGAAAUAUUUCUAGUUUUUAGCAGUUUUAUUAAUUUUCUUUUUCAUUUAAUAUUGCCAAUAUGACAACACGUGUCAAUACUUUAUCCCACAGGCAGACAGACAACCAGAAGCAUUGUUGUUGCAGUGUGUGGUGUGUUGACAUAAAGCAUUCCGAGAUCCCACUUUCCUACUAUAUAUGAAAAGAGUAAUGUACGCAUAUUUUUACUUUUUUCACUGUACACAUUGACACUAUAUUUAUUACAUGAGCUUUGUAGCACAGAGAAAAUAUGACACAGCAAGAACACAUGAAUGUUUUGCCAUCACUCAUAAUGAUGUGCUUUAAUCGUUAUUGUAAUGUAAUCAAAGUGCAAUAAAUAUUGGCAUUAACAAAC
Molecule: messenger RNA, 3853 nt
Organism: Acanthochromis polyacanthus (spiny chromis)
Lineage: Eukaryota; Metazoa; Chordata; Actinopteri; Pomacentridae
Gene: gucy1a1
Product: guanylate cyclase 1 soluble subunit alpha 1
Exons: 8
Coding region: 254-2290 (678 amino acids)
Biological process (GO): response to oxygen levels; cGMP biosynthetic process
Cellular component (GO): guanylate cyclase complex, soluble
Molecular function (GO): heme binding; guanylate cyclase activity
Source: RefSeq, a predicted model, not a curated record